This is a messenger RNA of Paramecium primaurelia, 671 nucleotides long. NCBI's taxonomy places the organism in Eukaryota, Ciliophora, Oligohymenophorea, Peniculida, Parameciidae. The record is from the annotation of a GenBank genome assembly.
AUGACAUAGGAACAAUGUGAUUCUGUAUUCAAGUUUAUUAUCAUUGGCAAUAGGAAUUGUGGAAAAUCAAGCCUUCUAUAUCACUAUAUUCAUGGAGUAUGUAAUUUAUGAGACCAAAUUAGAAAUUUUUAAUAUAAAAUAGACACUGAGUACUUGAGUUUUCAGCUAAAAUAGUUUAAUUGAAUAAAAAAAUUAAGAUGUAAUCAUGUGAUACAGCAGGUUAAGAGAGAUAUAGAUUUAAAUAAAGGUUAUUAUUGAGGAGCAUUAGGAGCCUUAAUAGUUUUUGACAUUACUAAGUUAUAUAAUAACAGUAAUUUAGCUCAGAAUCUUUUGAAGCUUUGUAAGAAUGGAUAAAGCAUGUAAGAGACUUCUCAAACCUUCCAUUCAGAUUAUUGUUUUUGGAAAGAAAGCAGAUUUAGAUAAGGGGAGGUAAUUGCAAUUUUAAAUAAAGAACAAUAUCAGAGUAAACUGCAAAAUUAUUUUGUUAAGAAAAUGAUGUAUAAUACAUUAAGACUAGUGCAGCUACUGAGUAUUAGGUUAAUGAUGCUUUUAAAUAAAUAAAAACUAGAUUUCUGAAUUUACUCUAAAAAGGAUCAAUUGAUGGUAAUAUUAUAAAACCUAAAUUUUUAACCUCUAAAAAGAGUGAUUUAACAUAGUAAUGUAAUUGCUGA